Messenger RNA from Sorex araneus (European shrew), 3647 nucleotides. RefSeq names its product progestin and adipoQ receptor family member 3 (gene PAQR3). The record is from RefSeq and is a predicted model, not a curated record. Bases 179 to 1114 code for a protein of 311 amino acids. Gene Ontology annotation, cellular component: membrane. The transcript is spliced from 6 exons. Lineage: Eukaryota; Metazoa; Chordata; Mammalia; Eulipotyphla; Soricidae. Gene Ontology annotation, molecular function: signaling receptor activity.
GGCGCGGGCGGGUGUGUGCGCUCAGCCCGGCCUGGGCAGCGGCGGGCCGGUGCCAUCUCGCCGGGCUUGUGCGGGCUCCGGGGCUCCGGGGCGGGGGCGGGGGCGGCGGCGGCGGCGGCGGCGGCGGAGCCCCCUCCCCGGGGAGGCGGGGCCCCGGGAGCCGUGGCGGCGCGCGAGGAUGCAUCAGAAGCUGCUCAAGAGCGCUCACUACAUCGAGCUGGGCAGCUACCAGUACUGGCCGGUGCUGGUGCCUCGCGGCAUCCGCCUCUACACCUACGAGCAGAUCCCCGUGUCCCUCAAGGACAACCCGUACAUCACCGACGGCUACCGGGCCUACCUGCCCUCGCGACUGUGCAUCAAAAGUUUGUUUAUUCUGUCCAAUGAGACGGUUAACAUCUGGAGCCAUUUGCUGGGCUUCUUCCUCUUCUUCACCCUGGGCAUCUAUGACAUGACCUCUGUGUUACCGUCGGCAAGUGCAUCCAGAGAAGAUUUUGUGAUUUGUUCCAUUUGUCUUUUCUGCUUCCAGGUCUGUAUGCUUUGCUCUGUUGGCUAUCAUCUCUUUUCCUGCCAUCGAUCAGAAAAAACCUGUCGAAGAUGGCUGGCACUAGAUUAUGCGGGAAUUUCUAUUGGAAUACUGGGUUGCUAUGUUUCCGGAGUGUUUUAUGCAUUUUAUUGUAAUAAUUACUGGCGGCAAGUGUACUUGAUCACCGUGCUGGCCAUGAUCCUGGCAGUGUUCUUCGCGCAGAUUCAUCCCAAUUACCUCACGCAGCAGUGGCAGCGGCUCCGGUCCAUCAUCUUCUGCUCUGUCUCGGGCUACGGACUGAUCCCCACGCUUCACUGGGUCUGGCUCAAUGGAGGAAUUGGUGCUCCUAUUGUUCAGGACUUUGCACCCCGUGUUGUUGUGAUGUACGUGAUCGCUCUUCUUGCUUUCCUGUUCUACAUUUCCAAAGUUCCAGAGCGGUACUUUCCAGGACAACUAAACUACCUCGGAUCCAGCCACCAAAUAUGGCAUAUCCUUGCAGUAGUCAUGUUAUACUGGUGGCAUCAGUCAACAGUGUAUGUCAUGCAGUACAGACAUAGCAAGCCCUGUCCUGACUAUAUUUCACAUUUGUGAAUUCAGGUAUGGCCACCUGGUAUAUUCAGUUGUUAAGCAAUAGAUAACGGGGAGUUGUGUGCCCCACUAUUUCUACGUCUCAUCCUUUAGUUUAGCCUUUUUCCUAUUGUUGUAUCAUGUGUAAUGCUUUAUAAAAAUGGAAAAAUGUACUUGGGUAUCUGUAAUAGUAAAUGUGUUUUGGGCCCUUGAAACUACUAAUUUGCUGCUUAUACAGAAAGUGAAAAUUAGUUGGCAUUCACAAGAAACAUCUGAACAACAACAGUGAAUGUGAAAGCAGUAUAGACAAAGGAUCUGUUUUACUUAACACCAGCUUCCAUUAUAAAAUAGAGUCUUCCUAUGUGAUUGCUUUAAUGGAAGAUGAUCAGUAGAAGGUACUUACAAUAGUUAUCAAGUUUAAGUGCUUAAUGAAGGCUAGAGUUGCCGGAGCCUGUGCUGCAUAUAACUUAGGAGCGUGAUUUUUGAACAGUCAUGAGCCUUUGAAGACAUUGUUGGUUGAGGCCCCUGCACUUAGGCUGUUUGCUUUACUGUCUUACCUGUAGGUCUUCUCCCUGCAUACACUGGAUAUUCUUUCUUUUAAGUUACUAAGAACAAAAUCUUGGAACCUCUUCUCCCUAAGGUUGAGACGCAUUGAGGGACAACUAACAGUGACAUUUUCCGUCAGAUAAUCACUUUAGAAACUCGGCUGUGUGAUCGGGCAGCAUUAUUUCAAAUCUACUAUUUAAUUCCACAUAAUCAUCAAACUCUUGGUCAUGGGCUGCAGUUUUGGUUCCAAUAUUCCGGUCACAGGUUUUUGCCUCUGGAUUUGCAGCCCUAAAUUUCCUGGUGAUAGGGGUUUCUUCCUAUAUGGGUGCUACUUUCAAGACCAUAGAACCCAGACGGUCAAGUUUGGACCCUGAAAUGAACUUUAAAGCCGUAGAAUAGUCGAUCAGAUGCCCCCGUUGGUGACAUUAGUCAUUAUUCCUGCAUGCAUUAGCCUCAUGUUGGUAAUUAUAGUAGUGUAUUCACUGAUAGUUGAGUCUGAAACAUUAAAUUUGCUUUCUGUUGUCCACACUUUAAAAAUAGAUCUCACCACCUUAUGCCAUAUGCAUAACAUUAUUUGGUUGUUCAUAUGCAUAAAUUAAAUCCUUUAAAGACUCUCAUAAAAGCAUGUUUACUAAAAUAUAAAAUACCAGGUUAUUGAAUCAGUUGACUUGAACUCUUUUAAAUACUGAUAUAUCGCAAGGUCAUUGGAAUUACAAAAUGUCAAAAGCGUUCAAUGGUGAUGAGGCCUAUUUCCAAAGUGACAUAUGUACAUCUGAUACUUAGAAUGUUACUUUAAUGUGCCACAGAUUAUUUAUCUGUAAAAAUUGGCUUUUUGGAGCAAGAAUUCAGGGGACUAAGAGGAGCCUCCCCUGCUCACAGCCGACCACAGUCUGAACCCUGGCACACUGCGCACAGACUCGGGAAAAAGCCCUGACCACCUCAGGCAUAGCUCCACAGCAAACAAAAUUGGCUUUUUCUUUUCAUUGUAGUUUUUAAAUUCCACAUGUUAGCAUCUCAGCAAGAAUAUACUACACUACUUUUAAUGGAUAGUACUUUGAAAACGCCAUUUUUACUUCAUCAGACCAUGAUAUGCCACAUUUUAAGUGACAUGAGAUUCUGGUGUAAUAAUAAUAAUGGGUUCUUUUUUCCCUAAAAUAUCUUACUGACUUACAUAAUACUGCUCUAAUAAUAGGUAUUUUGGCCAAACAAAAUUAUUACUGAGUAGUUACAAUUAAUUUUUAAAAUGGAAAAGUCCAGUUAAUUUAGGCCUGGCUCCAUUUUUUUAAAUGAAAUACGAAAAUAAAACUUAAGGCUUAUUUUAUUUUGAGUUUUGAAAAAUACUUUUUGCUUUUUCCAUUAAAUGAAUCAGUAUUGCCAUCUAAAUGAAACAAUUAUGUGUUUGACAAAAGGCAUGCAGUUCUGGCUCUAGGGGAGAAUUAUAUCAUGUAAACAUUUUGACAUUUUAUAAUUGGGUGCAAUGUUGAGUAUUGUAAGAAAGCUUGCCUUUCGUCUUGAUCUCUGCACUAGGGGAUGGAUGAACAUGAACUGCUGUCUGCCAGCUAUUAACACUCCCAGGUGUGCACAUCGGUUCUGGCAACAUUUUAAUGUUGUCAAUAUGAAAAACUAUUUUAUAAUUGUUGCCUACAAAUCUUGAGCCUUGAUAUAUAUUUAAGUUAUUUUUGUUUCUGUAGAUUCAGUAAAGACUAAAAGUACACUACUAUCCCACUAAAAGACUAGUUUUAGCUUAGCCCAUGUGUAAACUACAGACUCUUUACCUAUAGACUGUGCAAUAUUUUAAAAUCAUCCCUAGAUGUUUCGAAUCGACCUUCGUGACUUAGGCUGUAGUUAAUUCAUUCAAGCGACAAAUACAAUGUCCUUUUCAAAUAGUAAAAUGAUUGCGGUUUUUGUUUUGUUUUGUUUUUGUUUUUGUUUUUGCUAUUACACUGAGUGCAAAUCUGUAAGAUGCAUGGAAAAAAUAUGUAUUGUGUAAAUAAAUUGGGUUUACUAAAUA